AUGCGAGGUUAUUCAACGAUUAGAUUUUCCAUUCCACGGAUUCGCUUAUUCUUGAAGUUUAUCAUUGGGGUGAUCAUUGUUUCACUCUCUAUUACUGCAUUACUCCUUUCCAUUACACUCUUUUUGCUGCGUGAACGUUUCUCGCAACCCUGGCUUAAUUUACGUGGUAGCACAGCUACUGGAGACGACGGCUUCUUAUGUAAACAACAUGCAGUACCCAAUUUAUUGCGGCAUGAGGAAUCUGCGGCGCGGAAUCUUACCAGCAAAUCAUUGAUAAUAAUACGAUCGGUGCUUCUUCUUCAACAGGGUGAAUUGUAUCUGAAGAUUUUGUUGCUGAAAAAGUGUGAAACGGACGUGAGUGACAUACGACUGCAAAUUGACUUGAAGCAAAUUUUAUGCCCAGCAAUAAAACAUAUUGAAAGUGACAAUUGUCCAUGGGAUUGGGCUCCAGGAUGUGCAUGGUCAUCGUUUAUUGCAACUACAAAAUUGGAGUUCGUUCCGAAUCAUAUUCUUCUUAGUUUCAAUAACCAUGCUAUUGGACUACAUUUGGAACCAUCACAUCAUAUCGAGAAUUUACCUUUUGCUGUGUGUACCCAGCCUCUUUACUGGUAUAUCGAUUGGCUUCAAGUAAUUGAAUUCAUUGAAAUAUGGUCCUUUCAAGGCGUCAAUCAUUUCUUCUUCUAUUUUUAUACCAUUUCACAGCUUGUCAUGGAUGUAUUACAAUAUUAUGAAGCGAAAGGAACUGUAACAUUACUGCCAUGGAGAUCAUUUCCUGUCGGAGAGAAUGAAAAUCCGAACAGAGAUGUGUACAGAUUGGCACACAGUCUCGCAAACAAUGAUUGUUUGUGGCGCUCACAGGGUGCUCAUUUUGUUGCAUUUGUUGAUUUGGAUGAAUAUAUUCUCACUACUAGUGGAGUGCCUCUUAUUGCAUUUAUUGAGAAAAAAGCGGAAUUAUGCCCACGUUGCGGAAGUUUUGCUGCCAUACACAGGAAAAUGUAUUAUUCCUCACCGCGACCUCGGAAUGACUUCCGCUGGCAUGAUGUAAGGUUUGACUGGUUAACUAAUGUAGGCUAUGGACUACCCGAAAUAGAAGGACCACACAAACAAAUAGUUCGACCGGAAACAGUUUCGAUUAUCUCUACGCAUUCAACGAGAAAGAGUUAUCCCGGUUAUAUCGAUGUCAAUCUCAAUUCAUCCGAAAUCGUUCUAUUGCAUGCAUCUUAUAAAUGGUCCGAAACAAAUCAUUCAAUGAACGAUAUGGCAUAUAAACAAAUGUAA
Brugia malayi is the source of this 1278-nucleotide messenger RNA. RefSeq lists its product as uncharacterized. The record is from RefSeq and is a predicted model, not a curated record. The transcript has 11 exons. NCBI's taxonomy places the organism in Eukaryota, Metazoa, Nematoda, Chromadorea, Rhabditida, Onchocercidae. The coding region runs from base 1 to 1278 and encodes 425 amino acids.